ACAAAAAUGCAAGGGAAUGAAAUUGAAAAAGAAAAAAAUAAUGAAAUAAUAAAUAAACAAACAUUAAAUAAUAAUGAAAAUAAUGAUGAAAAAAUGAAUAAAUUGGAGGAUAGACUUGAACAAGCUGGAAUUGUAAAACCUCCAGAUGGAGCUUUUGGAUGGGCUGUAGUUUUUGCCAGUUUUUGUACAAAUGGAAUUGUUGAUGGAAUUAUUUUUACUGUCAGUGCAAGUCUAGUACCUCGUUGGGAACGUUUUUUCAACAACAACACAGUAACUAAUGUAACUUCUCUUUUGGCUGGGUUUUAUUUACUUUCUGGCCCUUUAGCCUCUGCUUUGGCUAAUUCUUUUGGUUGUAAUACUGUUGCCGUUGCUGGGGCUUUUAUUGCUGCAAUAGGCUUUCUUGUUAGCGCCUUAAUACCUGCUUUGCCUGUUUUGUAUGUUGCUUUUGGAAUUAUUGGGGGAAUUGGCUUUGGACUUGUUUUUCUCCCCGCAAUUGUUAUUGUUGGGCAAUAUUUCUCAGAAAAAAGAGCUUUAGCAACGGGAAUUGCUGUUUGUGGUUCUGGUAUUGGAACGGCUAUUUUUGGGCAGAUUAAUCCAAUAAUUCUCGACCAUUUUGACAAACUUGUCGGUGAAGAAGAUAGUUGGCGUAUUUUUCUACUUUUUCUUUCUGCAAUAACUUUAACUUGUGCAAUAUUUGGUUGCUUCUUUAAACCUUUAAAACCUUCAAAAUCGCAACUUGAACAAGUGAAAAUUUCAAAUUUUAAUAAAAAAAAAGAAAACUUUUUUAUAGUAAAGGUGGUUAAAAUUGCGAGUGAAUUUAUGGGAAAAGGUGGAAAUAAUGAGGAAAUAAUAUUGAGAGAGGAAAAUGAAGAAAAUAAUAAAAUUAUUAGAAGGCCUUCUGACACUACAAAAAUUACUCAAGGAGUGGAAAUUGAACGGUGAAUUUUAAUUAUUUUUUAAAUUCAAAUUACUGUAACAAAAAUUCAGUAAGCAAAAUUCAUUAGACAUUACAAGCCCUACUCUGUAGAGAGGUGUAGGGGGUAGGUAACAUAUCUGUUCAACUACACAAGAGGUCGUGGGUUCGAGUUCGGUAAUCGAAUUUUUUACCAAGUUGUGGUAAGAUUAAUUGCGCGCCCCAAAGCCAAACCAAAAAGCAUGGUAUCAAAUGCUCCCCCCAAUGAAUUUUUCCGCCAGAGUGUCAUAAUACCCACCCAGCUACUCGCCUUUCAAUUAGUUCAA
Molecule: messenger RNA, 1239 nt
Organism: Meloidogyne enterolobii
Lineage: Eukaryota; Metazoa; Nematoda; Chromadorea; Rhabditida; Meloidogynidae
Source: the annotation of a GenBank genome assembly